Solanum lycopersicum (tomato) is the source of this 2403-nucleotide messenger RNA. RefSeq names its product U-box domain-containing protein 16. Gene Ontology annotation, molecular function: ubiquitin-protein transferase activity; protein binding. Gene Ontology annotation, biological process: protein ubiquitination. NCBI's taxonomy places the organism in Eukaryota, Viridiplantae, Streptophyta, Magnoliopsida, Solanales, Solanaceae. The record is from RefSeq and is a predicted model, not a curated record.
AAAAGGCGUGCAAGUUGUAUGAAACAGUCCGUCCCCAUUACAACUCAUCCAAAUACUCUUUCCAUUUUUUUUUUGGUUUUAAGAAAAAGCCUCCUCUAUCACUUCCAAGAAAAGUCUUGUUUCAUUUUCUUCAACUUUUAAUUCAUUUAAUUAUCAUUCAAUUUUCAGCAUUUUCGCAAAAUGGCAGUUUCACCUGAAUCUUUUCCCCCGAGAAAACGUCGGCCGUCGGCCAACUGUUUCGUGGCUCCGAAUCUCUCCGAUCGCAAUCUCCUUAAAUCUCUUCUUCUAUUAUCAUCAGAAAUCUCUACUUUAAAACCUUUGUUAUUUCUUCUCAAGAGAAAUACAUCUUCAAUUAUCAGGAAAUCCAAGCUUUUAUCGGUAUUAUUUGAGGAAAUUCUCGGUAGGGAUUUUACAUAUUCAAAUACAUCAAGAGGAGGAGGAGGACAUGUAACUGGUUUUCCACCUUCUGCUGUUUUGUGUUUCGAUGAAUUGUACAUAGUUUUACAGAGAAUGAAGACUUUGCUUGAAGAUUGCCGUAAUUGUAGUAAGAUGUGGCUACUUAUGCAAAUUGAUGUUUUCUGUAACGUUUUUCAUGAAUUAACUCUUGAAUUGUCUACUUUAUUGGAUAUUUUACCUUCCAAAAAGCUCAAAUUAAACGACGAUGUUCAGGAAUUGCUGAUUCUCAUAACGAAGCAGUGCUCGGAGAAAUUUACUUAUGUCGAUCCUAAGGAUCGAGAUUUACGAUCUCAAGUUGUUGAAAUGCUCGAUAGAAUUGAAAGAGAAAUCGUACCUGAUCAGUGUGAAUUAGCCGAAAUUUUUGAGAAAUUAACUUUGCGUGAUUCUACAAGCUGCAGGGAUGAGAUUGAAUUAUUGGAAGAAGAAAUUCAAAGUCAAACAGAUGAGAAAGCUAAAUCAGAUAUCAUCGCGUUGAUUGGAUUUGUUCGAUAUGCUAAAUGUGUGUUGUACGGCGGUUCAACACCGAGAACAAAUUCACGGCGGAGACGGGCGGCGGCGGAUGUUAAUGUUCCGGCUGAUUUCAGGUGUCCGAUUUCGCUUGACUUGAUGAAAGACCCUGUGGUGGUUUCCACGGGACAAACAUACGACCGCAGUUCAAUAACCCUUUGGUUCGAAUCGGGUCAUACCACGUGUCCUAAAACGGGUCAAACACUGACCCAUACAGACCUCAUACAAAAUUCAGCUUUGAAGAAUUUGAUAGCUAUGUGGUGCAGAGAGCAGAAAAUACCCUUUGAAUCAACGCAGAUGAACGUUAAAUCUAACGGCGUUGUUACCAACAAAACAGCGUUGGAAGCAACGAGAAUGACUGUGUCGUUUUUGGUCAACAAGUUGAAGGCUUCCCAAGUUGUAGAAUCGGCUAACAGGCUUGUUCAUGAGCUUCGAGUCUUAGCUAAGACGGAUUCAGAUAGCCGAGCCUGCAUUGCUGAAGCUGCAGCUUUGCCGUUAAUGGUUAAGCUAUUAGGUUCUGAGCAUCCGGGCUUACAAGUUAAUGCAGUUACAACAAUUCUCAAUCUAUCUAUUCUUGAGGCGAACAAGACGAGGAUAAUGGAAACAGACGGAGUUUUAAACGGAGUUAUAGAAGUGUUACGGUCUGGUGCAACAUGGGAGGCAAAAGGGAAUGCAGCAGCAACAAUUUUUAGCUUGUCAGGUGUACCUGCUUACAAGAAGAGGUUAGCUCGAAAGACACGUGUGGUGAAGGGAUUGAUGGAUUUGGCACGUGAGGGGCCAACGAAUUCAAAGAGGGAUGCCUUAGUAGCUAUUUUGAAUUUGGCGGGAGAUAGGGAGGCAGUUGGGAAGUUGAUUGAAGGCGGGGUAGUGGAAAUGGUAGCGGAGAUUAUGGAUGGAUUACCUGAAGAGGCAGUUACAAUUCUCGAAGUGGUGGUAAAGAAGGGUGGAUUGGUGGCCAUUGCAGCCGCAUAUCCAUUGAUGAAAAAACUGGCUAUAGUAUUAAGGGAUGGAACAGAUAGAGCUAGAGAGAGCGCUGCAGCAACGCUAGUAAACAUGUGUCGUAAAGGGGGAUCAGAGAUGGUGGCGGAAUUGGCAGGAGUUCAAGGGAUUGAGAGGGUGAUUUGGGAAAUAAUGGGAAUGGGAACAGGGAGGGGAAGAAGAAAAGCAGCAACAUUGUUGAGAGUUUUAAGGAGAUGGGCUGCUGGAUUAGAUGCAGAAGUGGCAUCAGGGGCAUAUUCAGAUGUGAAUAUGAAUACUUCAACCAGAAUAGUAUUGCCAGGUUAAUUUUUUUCGAAAAAAAAUUUGUUCUUUUGUUUAUUUGUUUACACAAAUAUGCACGACAAACUGUAACAUUUGUGAAUUGUACAAUUGUUCAUACCUUUUUCAAAUUGAAGAAAAUAGAACAAGUUUCAACAUUUAUUGACAAAAUUUAGCUGUGUA